Molecule: messenger RNA, 2778 nt
Organism: Notechis scutatus (mainland tiger snake)
Lineage: Eukaryota; Metazoa; Chordata; Lepidosauria; Squamata; Elapidae
Gene: LRRC63
Product: leucine rich repeat containing 63
Molecular function (GO): protein binding
Source: RefSeq, a predicted model, not a curated record
AUGUCUCAGCUUCAGUUGCUCCGGAGACCUUUGUCUCCAAAGUUGGAACCUGAACAAUAUAUUCCAAAGAAGAAAUUGACGAAAGGUGUUCGUGAAAAAGAGAAAGAACCUGAAAAAGUGCUUGGAGAUGUUGACAGCCAUCCAGAAAAGAGCCAACCAAUUUCUUUGUGCUUUCCAGAUGAUGAUUUUGGUGUCCAGCUUCCAGGCCCUGUUAAGAGAAAUUUCGUUAUCCCUGUCUAUUUGACUGGUCCCCCUAGCUUCCCAAUGAAAAACCGCCGUGCCCCUAUGCGGUUACAGCAUCCUACGCUGUACCCAUUUCAUUUACCACCAGAAUUUAUGGUGAGCGGUGUGACUAUGGUAACCUCUCCUCUCCGUUCUGUAGUCCAAAAAUCUGUCCCUAAAAAGCCAUUCAUUUCUCAUUAUAAUUGUGAAGUCUUCAGUACCCAGCUGAUUGCUAAAGAGAUGAAAAGUCCAGAGAAAGUUGCCACCAUAUACUUAAAACUGAGCGAGUCUGAUAGAAAACUGGAAAUUCCAGAAACAAGACAAAGGAGGAAAAAAAGUCCAAAGAGCAUCUUGGAUGAAGAACAAAUCGUGCAGGAUGAGGAACAGAUCAUGCGAGAGAAAGAGAAGAUCAUUCAGGAUAAAGAACAGAUGGAUAUGGAAAAGGAAUUAGAAGAAGAAAUUGAUUUCAUUAAAUCAUUUGUCUCCGGAGCUGGAUACAAUACUGAAUUAAGUGAAAUAGAUAAAGCCAAUGAAUUGCUAGACAAGGCUGAAAUGGCGGUUCUGUUUUGCAUCAUGCAUAGACAAACUGGACUUAAUCUUAAGGCACAUUUUCUCUCUCAGCUUCCUGACCUCUUGCGUUUGUCUGAUUUCUUGUUGUACCUAAACUUGUCAUAUAAUAAUUUGGAUUGCUUUCCAUUAGAGGUGGUUCAUCUGCAAUAUUUACAAGUGCUAAAGCUCCGAAAUAACCCCAUCAAAUCCAUCCCAGGGGAGAUCUCUGAUAUGAGGAAUCUUAAAUUCUUGACAAUGUCCUUCAACCUGCUGACUACUCUCCCACCUGAGCUAUUUACCCUGCCAAGUCUUCAGAGUCUUGAUGUUUCCUAUAAUGAACUCGAAUAUAUCCCUAAUGAAAUACAAAAUCUCAGAAGCCUCGUCUACCUGAACUUGGAAGGAAAUCUGCUUUACUCCUUGCCUUGUGGGAUUCUGAAACUUCAGUUGAGCCACCUGCUGGUGGAAAACAACUUCUUGCAUGCUUGUUUCUGGUCUGAGACUUUCCUGAUGCAACCUCAGCGCCUUAGAGACAUGGCUGCCGUGUGCUUCGUUAAGCACCAGCUGUGGAAAAUAUAUCAUCACUUACCAGAGGAGAUUCACUAUAUCAUAAGCGACUUUACAGGCUGCGAUUGCUGCAUGGGGCCCUUGUAUGGAAAAGGCUUCCGUUUUAUCCUCAUUUAUAGGAAUGCUUACGGACUAAGGCUCCCGUAUCAAUUUUCAGCUUGCUCACCAGACUGCUAUACAGCCUUUGUCAAGUCAGCUGUGCCAACCUGAUGGGUGUUAAUGUUUCGUCAACUGAGAUUCAGAAGUGAAUAACCAGUUGAAUAAAGCAAGCAAGCAGUGCUUUGGGUAUGGGAUUUUUUCCCCCCCCAAUGUAGAUCUCUGGUGGGGUGAGGGUGUCUAAGCAUUACUGUGACAUUCAAAGUCCAGUUAUUUAUAUAUCAUAUUGAGAAACUGCCCAUCUCCCUCCUAGAGGACUCUGGGUGUUCUCUUGAUUAGUACGCGCAUCUGUAAGCCACGUUGUGAAAAUCCUAGUUUCCAGCUUUUAACUAAAAAAAAAAAAGAGUAACAUUUUAAGUCUUUUAAUGUAAGUUAGUAUUCGGGAUUUGGGGAUCCUUUUUCUUAGCACAACCUACAAUGUCAUUAGACAGAUUGUAAAUAUGAUCAAAGGGAUAUAUGUGUGCAUCUGAUAGGUAUAAUGCUACUUUUUACUGUAUAUUCUGCCUUGUAAUAAAACAAAACACUAUGUAUGUACUGAUACAUUGCUUGUUAGUGUGCUUUUCCUUGCUUUAGGACAAACUAAAUGAUGGGCAUCUAGAAUCAUGGUAUACUGUAUGUAUGAGGCAAGAUAAUCACAGCCAUUUUACUCAUUAGUUUCUUGUGCUGUUUGUAGAAAUUUAAAUAAACUCAACCAACAAAUGUAAGAAGCAGUGCAUUUAGAAUGCAAUAGAUAACACUUUGGUCAGGAUACGAGAUGAUACCAAUUAUACUUGAGGCUUUUGGAAUGUAACAUUUGCACAAAUCUUAGUUUUGCAUGGCUUAUAAAAACAUUGUUUGCAGAUGUGUAUAUUAUGUAGACUUUCUGUGAGUCUAAGAUUAAAUUUGACAUUACGAAGUUCUCUUGACUGCUACCCCAAUGGUAAUCAAAGUUACUGUAACCCAAGUUGUUUGUGAAAAUCCCGGGAUCACUUCCUUUGACUCUAAAGCAAAAAUAUGAUGCUGUAAAUACCAUUUUCUUAUUAAUUUGCCCAUUAUGCAUCUGGCAAAACAAGCCCUUCUUUGAAGCUAUAAUAAAUAAAAUCAGGACUCAAAUGUUAUUUGCUAUAGCAAGCUAUAAAAGGCAGAAUGCAGAAAAAGACUCCAACCCUUCUGCAAAUGUGCAGAAGGUGCUUAAUUAUAUUCCUUGCCACCUCUCCACAACUAAAUGAAAUAGCCUUUUACUGAAAAAAAACAUUGAUUGGUUUUGAAAUGUUUCCACUUUCUCAUUUCCAUUCAAAAAUACAUAUA